Messenger RNA from Penicillium alfredii, 870 nucleotides. RefSeq names its product aminoglycoside phosphotransferase family protein. NCBI's taxonomy places the organism in Eukaryota, Fungi, Ascomycota, Eurotiomycetes, Eurotiales, Aspergillaceae. The coding region runs from base 1 to 870 and encodes 289 amino acids. The record is from RefSeq and is a predicted model, not a curated record. The transcript is spliced from 2 exons.
AUGGAGCCAAUUAUCUGUCCACUUUUCAAUCCCCAUAGCCGUGAUCUAGAGGGAGUUUUCCCACUAGAUGGAAAAGACCUUGACUCCAUCCCAGACGAGACUUUGGCUAUCCUUCUCGAAUCUGCUCCCGUCCUCCACAAACUUGGUAGCACGACAGUUGUACGGUUGUCCCAACAUUUGAUAAUGAAAGGUGGCGGCAGUGUUCUCCCUUGCGAAUCAGAGUCACUCAAUCUCAUUGCCUCCAAAACUGGCAUCCGAGCUCCACGAGUCCAUCGCUCAUUUCAAGUCCAAGAUGAGACACAGUAUUUUGGCACAAGGGGAUAUAUUGUGAUGGAUUUUAUUGAAGGUCAGCCCCUCGAUGAGUGUUGGGGCAGCCUGUCCUAUGACAAUCAAAGGCACGUCGCCACACAGAUCGCGGAUAUAAUUGAAGAAAUGCAGUCUAUUGUGAUUUCGCAGCCUGGUCCUCUUGGUGGUGGGCCGUGUCGUGGCCGAUUCUUCACGGAUUAUAGUGCUGGUCCGUUCGAGGAUACUGCUGCACUUGAAGGCUGGUUCAAUCAUAAGCUUGAAAUAUGUAAGCUUGUGAACCAAGCUCCAAAAGAUAUUCCGUCAUUUCGCUUCACAACCUUUGUCCUUACUCAUCAAGACAUAAGUCCUCGAAACCUGAUCCUGGACCGGAAUGGAAAAGUGUGGUUGAUUGAUUGGGCACAUUCUGGUGCAUAUCCUCCUGUUUUCGAAAGCGCUGCAUUGUCGGCUCAGCAGUUUUUCACUGAUUUUAAUGAAGCAGUCUUGUGCUUGGUUCCACGGUACCCCGAGGAAGAACUGCAACUUCAGUCUAUUACAUAUGGGUUGAUAACUGCGGCAUUAGCCUGA